Molecule: messenger RNA, 952 nt
Organism: Tetranychus urticae (two-spotted spider mite)
Lineage: Eukaryota; Metazoa; Arthropoda; Arachnida; Trombidiformes; Tetranychidae
Product: methyltransferase-like protein 27
Molecular function (GO): S-adenosylmethionine-dependent methyltransferase activity
Source: RefSeq, a predicted model, not a curated record
GCAAGUUGCUCACUCGGUCAUAUAAUACUAAAAGUUACAUAAGCGUUAGUCUUGUUUCCUCAACCCUUUAUUUUAGAUUUUAUUUCUUAUCCUUUUUUUAACAAGUUCAACUUGAUUUUUUCAGUUUAAUUUUAUAAUUUUCAACUUAAUUUACUUUGUGUUGUAAGAUCAACCUUAAAUUUUAACAAAAUGGCCAGUGAAAAGAAAGAUAUGUUCAAUUACAUUGAAGAAACUCUGAAGCCUAUGCCAAAGGAAGAGUGUACCAAAAUGUAUGCAGAUUGGUCUGAUAAAUAUGAAGAGGAUAUGCCUGGUUGUGGAUAUAACGCUCCUCAAGGAGCUGCAGCUAAGUUCAACGAAUUGAAUUUACCAAAGGAUUCCAAGAUCCUCGACUGUGGAGCUGGAACUGGAUUGUUAGGUAAAGCAUUGACUGAACUUGGAUAUACCAAUCUCGAGGCUUUGGAUGGAUGUGAAAAGAUGGCCGAGAAAGCUAAAGAGAAAAAUAUCUACAAGAAAAUAACAAUCUCUUAUGUUGGACCUGAGAUUGAACUGCCUCUUGAACCAGAAUCUUAUGAUGCUUUGAUAAUGGUUGGAGUUUUUUGUCCUGGUCACUUUCCAUUACACAUUGGAACUUUUAAACAAUUUUUAAAGGUCCUCAAAAAAGGUGGAAUCAUCACAUGGGCAAUGGCCAAUCCUGAUCGAUAUGCAGAACGAGAUGAGACUUAUGCCAACAAUGGAUUCCAAAAGAUUAUGGACAGUCUUGUGGCUGAAGGUUUGGUUGAGGUUGUAGCUGACCAUCCAAAAGUUCAACAAGACUAUCUUAAAGGUGAAGAUGGUUUCUUCUGGGCUCUCCGUAAAUUAUGAAGCCAUAUUUAAUUAAAUAAUGAAACUUUAUAAUCGAGAUCUUAAAUUGAUUAAAUAAGUUGAAAGAAUAAAAAACUGAUUGAUUAUCAAA